This is a messenger RNA of Peronospora farinosa, 558 nucleotides long. The record is from the annotation of a GenBank genome assembly. NCBI's taxonomy places the organism in Eukaryota, Oomycota, Peronosporomycetes, Peronosporales, Peronosporaceae.
AUGACAAACCGUAACGCACAGGAUCUGGCAGAGAAUGUGCUAUCUCUCUACGAUGUGAGCUCAAACCGAGACGCCACUAUUGCCAAGUAUUAUUUACCUGACGCUGUGUUCACGGACCCCAUUGUGUCUGUGCGUGGCAUGGACAAUAUCCAGGCGCAGUUUCGUGUGUUAUCCAAGUUUGUCAAGGCAAGCAAGGCCACACUCGUGCGUGGUUCUAUGGCGGGUGCUUCCGUGCUUACGAUUGACAGUUCCGUGGUCUACCGUCUCAAGCCUUUUCCUAGCUUUAUGAAGAUUGUGCUGCGCGUUUUCUCUGUACUUGAGCUUAAAAAUGGCCGCAUCGCCUCGCAUACGGAUCACUAUGACUUUUAUUCGGUGCUGGCUAAUGUGCCAUUUGUUGCUUUCUUCUACGCACAAUUUCGUCCCAUGUUUGGUGCUGCCAGCUCUGCCGUGAUCAAGAGACUUGUACCGCCACAGACCAAGCCCGCCAUCUUGGCCGGCAAAGCAACGGAUGUGUCUACGACCAACGGCAACGAAGUGACCACUGCAGGGGCGACGUGA